This is a messenger RNA of Phanerochaete carnosa HHB-10118-sp, 844 nucleotides long. RefSeq lists its product as uncharacterized. Lineage: Eukaryota; Fungi; Basidiomycota; Agaricomycetes; Polyporales; Phanerochaetaceae. Gene Ontology annotation, molecular function: sphingosine-1-phosphate phosphatase activity. The transcript has 4 exons. The record is from RefSeq and is a predicted model, not a curated record. The coding region runs from base 46 to 708 and encodes 220 amino acids.
UUGACGAGAUUUUCUGCAGACGAUGAAGCCUCCCACACGUCGCACAUGUUGGCACUACUAACACUGAGCCCGAUAUUGCUGAACCCAGCUUAUUUGGCCCUGGCUGUGUACACUCGUGAAUUGCUCUUCAUCGAGAUGUGGGCCGGCCAACUGCUCUGCGAAGCGUUCAAUUGGGUCCUGAAGCACGUAAUUCGGGAAGAGCGGCCCUACAAGCACAUGGGUCCCGGAUACGGCUUUCCUUCGUCGCAUAGCCAAUGGAUGGGCUACUUUGCUGCGUUCCUACUCUGCCAUCUCAUGUACCGACACCGGUUCGUGCCCACUGGAUCACUUCUUCUGGACAAUAUACGCAACCUCGUCGUCUAUCUCGGCAUCAUCGCCUGGACAGCUGCUGUCGCGUUCUCUCGCUACGCAUUGACGUAUCAUUCCACCCGCCAGGUACUGUGGGGCGUCGGCAUCGGCGUUGUCUUUGGCACAGUGUUCUAUCUUGUCGUUGAAGUCGUACCAGCUACUCGCCCAAAAUCCCUUCCGGGACGCUUUCGCAACGCGGUGCUGAGCAAUCCGGUGCUGACAUGGUUCAGACUGCGGGACGGCUGGGCGGUUUACCCGGAUGGUGGCACCGAGACGCAGUGGUUGACCUGGAAAGCCAGAUGGGACGCUACACAACGGACAGCCACGUCUUCUGUGGGCAAAAAAGAAAAACGCCGAUAGCUAUCUGACGUGUCUCGAUAUUCCAUCCGCUGUAGGGAUGUCUGUCAGUCGCUAAUGCUAGAGUUAACCCAUGACGUCAGCAGAUAGAGAUAUGGACUAGAGAGCCAAACGAGGGCUGAAUGCAUUGAAGUGGCAG